CGGGGAAGCUGAUGACGAUGAUGCUGAUGUGUUCUGUGCUGCUGUUCGCCUACAUUGGGAACUCCCGGUCCUCGGAAGUGGCCUGGCGGUACUGCGGUAGAGACCUGGCCAGAGCCCUGUCCACGACUUGUAACAGCACCUUCAGUAAGCCGCUUGAGACAGUUCACACUACAAUCUCAGGAAAGGGCGAGACUGUGUCCGUGACAACCCGGCAUAUAUUCCGGCACAAGCGGGAGGUGGUGACGGAGUGUUGUUUGAACGGCUGCACAGUCGAUCAACUGAGGGCUUACUGCGAAUAAUCCCUAGGAACUUACAUUUCUCCUUUUUUUGUACGCAACUAUUGUUCAACUCCGAGCAAAUAUUUUAAUAAGAAUUGUAUUAUUGUAGUUUUAAAAUGAUAAUUUACUAUAUUCCACAUACCUUGAAUAUCCAAACUACAGAGAACCAAACACCACAAUUAAAUUAAAGUGCUAAGAGGGUUAUAAUUGCCUUUAAAUACUUAUAGUUGUAAUUGUAUUUGAAUUUAAAAUUGACUAAUAUUAUUUUGGUAUAGUAAUCUUUACAAUUUGCACUAUACAAGUUGUCUUGGUAAAAGCUAUUACCUUUUAAGGACGUGAAAUUAAUUUUAAUUUCCAUUAUUGAUGUUUUGUGUAAGGUAAAUUUUCAAUUAGCCACCAGAAUGAAAUAGCGACCUCUAUUUUGCAUAAUUUUUCUUCUAUUUUAAUGCUUUUUAAAACAAAAUAUUUUUUAGAAGUUCUUAGUGAAAAAUUAUGGCUUGCUCCCAUAAUACACCAUUUGGAGGGUGAGGUAUUUCAUACGUAAAAAGUCCGUAGUAGUUCAUUUAAAUGUUUCCCUUAGUAAAUCUUAAUUUUCCCCUUUAUGAAAGCAUUGGAUUUGUUUUAAUACUCUGUUUUUCUAUACAAAUGUAUCAGUUAAUACACAUUUAUAUUACAGGCGUGAAUUUCACUGCAAUUCUUAACAACUUACUCCUACAAACACACGCUUCCAACUAAUAUUGUUUCAAAAAUAAAUGUGUAAAUUUUUUGGAUUUCUGAUUCAAAC
Messenger RNA from Homalodisca vitripennis (glassy-winged sharpshooter), 1062 nucleotides. Its product is annotated as bombyxin B-10-like. Gene Ontology annotation, cellular component: extracellular region. The record is from RefSeq and is a predicted model, not a curated record. Gene Ontology annotation, molecular function: hormone activity. NCBI's taxonomy places the organism in Eukaryota, Metazoa, Arthropoda, Insecta, Hemiptera, Cicadellidae. The transcript is spliced from 2 exons. Bases 12 to 299 code for a protein of 95 amino acids.